AUGCCUGCCCUUUUGCGUCCGACCAGUCAAACAUCCGAUUUUGCUCUUUUUCUCGCCACCGACCGGUAAGCAAACACUACCAAAAACACAGGCAACAAGGUGCGCCAAUUGGUUAAAGUGAGCGAGCUUUAAGCACCUUCGUUUUGGCAAAUAAUGAAAGUCUUUGAGCGGAUUAGUCGCUAAAACAUAUUUCUGACGCAGUUUAGGGGAAGCUUUAGGUUGAAAUUAGCGGGUUAGAAAUUUUACGGCCAAAUUGACAGUCAAUGUUGAUGAAAUUUCAAAUUUGGAAGGGAUUUAGAAAUGAUUGUUUAGCCAGACUGUGUGAAAAAUUAUAAAAAAUCGUGAGGUUAAUGGUACAAUUAAGGCUAGGGCUAAGGCUUAGGUUACAUGCGAGGCUAAAGCUCAGGCUCAGGCUUGAACCGAGGCUAAGGUUGAGGCUUAGUUUAAAAUUCAGUCUUAAACUUGGACUCAAGUUUAGGUUUCAGGCUCAAGCGCAGGUUCAGGUUCAGGCUCAAACUCAGUCUCAAACUCAGGCUCAGGCUCAGGUUCAAGCUCAAGCUCAAGCUCAAGCUCAAGCUCAAGCUCAAGCUCAAGCUCAAGCUCAAGCUCAAGCUCAGGCUCAGGCUGAAGCUGAAGCUGAAGCUCAGGCUCAGGCUCAGGCUCAGGCUCAGGCUCAAGCUCAAGCUCAAGCUCACGCUCACGCUCUAGCUCUGGUUCUGCAUCUGGCUCUGGCUCUGGCUGUGGCUUUGGCUUUGGCUCUGGCUCUGGCUCUGGCUCUGGCUCUGGCUCUGGCUUUGGCUUUGGCUCUGGCUCUGGCUCUGGCUCUGGCUCUGGCUCUGGCUCUGGCUCUGGCUCUGGCUCUGGCUCUGUCUCUGUCUCUGGCUCUGGCUUUGGCUCUGACUCAGGCUCAUGCUCAGGCUUAA
Messenger RNA from Bursaphelenchus okinawaensis, 923 nucleotides. The record is from the annotation of a GenBank genome assembly. NCBI's taxonomy places the organism in Eukaryota, Metazoa, Nematoda, Chromadorea, Rhabditida, Aphelenchoididae.